GUGACCAGUCAAAUGGGGCAUGGUCUAGAGGUGGGGGCGUGGCCAAGGCAGUGGGGCAGACGAGGGGGCGUGGCUACGAUGGCUAAAUUUGCAAGCUGGAGUCUCGGGAGUAGGAUUCGUGCUGCUCCGAAAACGCUCAGGUUCCUGCAAGUUCUCUGCAAUCUGACCAAGACCUCAAGCCAAAGAUGGUGCUGAUGAGUAGCCUGAGAGUCAUUCUUCAAGCCUCUCCAUGCAAAACACUGUGGAGAAGAUUCCAGAUUCUGAGGUCCACGCCUGUGAGGCCCUGCAGCCUCUACACUUGCACUUACAAAACCCGGAACCGAGCCUUGCACCCACUCUGGGAGAGGACGGACCUGGUCCCGGGAGGUGAGCGCCAGUCGCCCAUCAACAUCCGGUGGAGAGACAGUGUCUACGAUCCUGACUUAACACCGCUCACCAUCUCUUAUGACCCGACCACCUGCCUACAUAUCUGGAAUAAUGGAUACUCCUUCCUUGUGGAAUUUGAAGAUUCUACAGAUAAAUCAGUGAUCAAGGGAGGACCUCUGGAACACAACUUCCGAUUGAAGCAGUUCCAUUUUCACUGGGGGGCCAUCGAUGCCUGGGGCUCCGAGCAUACCGUGGACAGCAAAUGUUACCCAGCUGAGCUGCACCUGGUGCAUUGGAAUGCAGUCAAAUUUGAGAGCUUUGAGGAUGCAGCACUGGAAGAAAAUGGGCUGGCUGUGAUAGGAGUAUUUUUAAAGUUAGGGAAACAUCAUAAAGAGCUACAGAAAUUGGUGGAUACAUUGCCAUCAAUUAAGCAUAAGGACGCCUUGGUAGAAUUUGGGUCAUUCGACCCUGCCUGCCUGAUGCCCACCUGCCCGGAUUACUGGACCUACUCGGGAUCCCUGACAACCCCACCACUCUCUGAGUCUGUCACCUGGAUCAUUAAGAAGCAGCCUGUAGAGGUUGAUCAUGAUCAGCUUGAGCAAUUUCGGACCCUCCUCUUCACUUCCAAGGGGGAGAAAGAGAAGAGAAUGGUGGACAACUUCCGUCCCCUUCAGCCUCUCAUGAAUCGCACUGUCCGCUCAUCCUUCCGUCACGAUUACGUGCUCAAUAUACAAGUGACACCUAAGCCGACGACCAGCCAAGCGAGCCCCUAAGUGCCCAUUUCUAGGUGGUGUUUUGCACUAAUACACACUAGCUUUUAAAAAAUUAACGAAGACUAUUCUAAACACCUGCAUUUACUACUAAUUAUGAAUGUGCAUCUCUUGGUUUGGCAGUGCUCCUUGAGUCUUUUAUUGAUAAUGAUGUUUAGCACUGACAUAGCAGCAAGAGACACAAGUUUCUCUUAGAGCAACCUGUCUGACAUUGUUGAGCUGGUAAGUCACAGACACUGACCAUCCAAAAUGCAGGCCUUUCAGAAAUAGCCGCAGGGCCCAUUCUGGUACUUCCUGGCUGAACAUUGGCCAUGGCUUUAGGUACGUUUUAUUUCAAAGCAUGGAUGAGUUUUCUUUUAUAAGGCCUUCUCAAUGAGCAAAUUUGCGCUGAUCUUUAGUUAUCUUACUAGUACAUGAUAUGCUUCCUUACUUAUUAUCAAUUUAUGAUAUAGAACAAAUAUUUUGCAAUCCUAGGAAAACAAGGACUUACUGAUAGCUAAGGAUCAGGUAUCUUACUUAAAGGCUUGAUCAUAUAGAAAGCAUAUGCAGUGUAGAACAUUUUAAAGAUAAUGCUUAAAGUGCCUAGAAUUUAGAAUUCUUUCAUGAUAUGUCUACAGAAGUAUUUUUCAAAUGACUAAAAUAUAAUAAUCUAUAGUUUAUACUAUUAUUUUUGCAUUAUUUGUACAUUGUUUCAUAGACUAUGAUAAUAUUUUUCACAAUGACAGAACUAUUUUGGCUUCCCUUGAAAAGUGUCUAAACUUUAUUUUAUUCCGUUAGUUGAGUUCUAUGCAAGGCAGGUGAUCAAAAUAAAUCUCCCAAUUUAUACAGUGGCUUAGAAGACUUUUGCUACAGUAGUAGGGGAAAAUCUUGUCAAGCAGGCUAAAAUCUAGAUAAUUCUACAUAUUCUAGAGAAUCCGUGCCUCUAUUGCCCUUGUUUGUAAAUAUCUUGGAGUGUUGCUAAUUGCCAAUAAGGCUGUGUUCAAGCACAAUAUUGCAUUAACCAAUAGUAUUUCUUUCAUUAAUAUGCCAGUCAUCUCAUCUACAAGAUAGGGUUGGAUAAAUACGUCAUAUACUUAACACUACUGAACCAUACACUGAACAAGGUUAAGAUGGUAAGUUUUUUGUUAUGUGUAUUUUACCACAAUCAGAAAUAAAUAAUAAUUCAGUAGGAAUAAAACAGUUGGAGUUGUAUGCAUAAGUUUAAGGGGGUAUCUCUGCUCUAAAGGAGUUUAGAAGGGGGAUAGAGGCAUUUGCUUCUAGGGUACAUGCCUUUCUGGGAAAGGGAAAGCAAGUAUUCACUGGGAAAUGAAUACAAUUUUUUACAAAAUGUUUUAUUUAUUUAUCUUUAGAAAGAGGGGAGAAGAGAGGGAGAAAACAGGGAGAGAAACAUUGACAGGAGAGAGAUGCUUUCUGACUGGAGCCGAACCCUCAAUCCUUCGUGCUGUGGGACUAUGCCCAACCACAUCAGCCAGGGCUGAAUACAAUCCUUGAAAAGAUGAAUGUGGGACCCUUGUUGAUGUGGCUCGGUGGAUUGAGCGCCAGCCUGUGAACCAAGGGGCCACAGGAUCGAUUCCCAGUCAGGGCACAUGCCUGGGUUGAGGGCCACGUCCCCAGUAGGGGGCAUGCAAGAGGCAACCACACAUUGAUGUUUCUUUCCCUGUUUCUCUAAAAAUAAAUAAAUGAUAUCUUUUAUAAAAAGAUGAAUGUGGGGAAAAAGUUUGUGUUAACUAAACGACCUGUUUCAAACCAUAGCUAUCUUAAAAGGGUAGACAUACAAGAUAUGCAUUAUUUUUCUCACACAGGUUUCUCUCCUGGACCUCUUGCAAACUCUUAAUACAAAAUUCUAUUGCAGUGAGUUUCCAAAUUGCAAUGAGAAGCAAUUUACAGAACACUUAACUUACCUUUAUAUGUUAGAGAUACAAAGAGUGUACAGCUGACCCUUGAGCAACAUGGUUUGAAAUGUAUGGGUCCACUUAUACAUGAAUUUUU
Messenger RNA from Phyllostomus discolor (pale spear-nosed bat), 3125 nucleotides. RefSeq names its product carbonic anhydrase 5B (gene CA5B). The transcript has 8 exons. Lineage: Eukaryota; Metazoa; Chordata; Mammalia; Chiroptera; Phyllostomidae. Bases 186 to 1139 code for a protein of 317 amino acids. Gene Ontology annotation, cellular component: cytoplasm; mitochondrion. Gene Ontology annotation, molecular function: zinc ion binding; carbonate dehydratase activity. The record is from RefSeq and is a predicted model, not a curated record.